Messenger RNA from Rhipicephalus sanguineus (brown dog tick), 1609 nucleotides. RefSeq lists its product as uncharacterized. The transcript has 5 exons. The coding region runs from base 363 to 1517 and encodes 384 amino acids. The record is from RefSeq and is a predicted model, not a curated record. NCBI's taxonomy places the organism in Eukaryota, Metazoa, Arthropoda, Arachnida, Ixodida, Ixodidae.
CACGCCAUAUCUCAAAACGUUUAUGACGUCGCUUUUUGACUGUACGAUGUACCUUUCUUAAACCUUAAAAUUCUUACCGCUUCUCAACCGGAAAAAGAUCAAGACGGUUAUCAAUCUCAUUUGACCGCAUCAAGAAGUGAGACGCCCUUUUCAGUUUUCAUUUUUUUUUCUACUGUUUCCUGUACAUAAAUGAAAGUGAACGCAAAGAUGACCUGCUGCAAUCAGCUUUCAGCCAUCAGCCUUCAAACGUGAACGGGGAAAAGAGGGAGACCGUCGCUCAGGAAUACAAUCAUGAAGACAGCUAUCUUCAUCGUUGCAAUUGUUACCUGCAACGCCCAAGACCUAGUGAGCAGAACAAAGAGAUGUGUACCAAUGGGCACGGGCCAACGGAUGGAGAUUUGCUUCUUGACAAAGCCAUAAAGCAAUACUUCAUGUCCCAGCGGUUCAAAGCCAUAUCUAUUCCUGACUUCAAUUACACCGUCCGUGUGGCCAUGUGGAACUUACACAUGGAGUUCUACAACGGCACCGUCUUGGGAUUGACUGCAGCGGAAAGACUGGGAACCAACUAUAUGGAAGCCAAAGCUAACAAAUCUAUGCGAAUCCGUGUAGCCUUGAAACUUGAAGGACUGAACGUUUCCAUUGCCGCACGAACAAAGAGGUUCCUUGGGUACACGUACAUUGAAGCUGACGUAUUCGCACCUGCGAUUACGUUCGUCGCCGAAAUACAAGAGGCCAACAAUACGCUCAUGUUGCACCGCCUCGAGAUGAACAAUACUAAGGAAUUGCAGGUCCACUUUCGCUUCCUCAGUCCAAUAUUGCGAAUACUGAACAGGAUGAAAAGGCUUCAGCGAUUUAUCAACGAGAAGAUAAAUGAGCGGCUCGAAGCUGAAUUAUUUUUCGCUGUCGAUGACGCCGUGCAGGUGCUGGCGCAACGGCGUGCCGAGCUACAAUGUACUCACUGUACGACGUUCGAGGUGGUCGUACGGAAUGCACUGGACAUACUCAAGCUUGACCCAAGCCCGCUGCCCGCCCUCACAAUGGACAUGUUCGCCAGACUCGCUCGGGUCAAAGUGACGAACGGCACCGUCAAAGGGCUGCCGAGGCUGCGCCAGUCGGGUGACGUGGUCGCCCGCAUAGAUGAAUGCGGUGCGUACAUUUACGCCGAUGUGACCGUUCGCAACCUCACCGUGGCGCUUGUUGCAAGCGUGAGGACGUUCAUGGCCGACUUCACGGCCGCAGUCAAGUCCAGAAUUUCAGCGAGAGUCAUCAUCGAAGUUGUCGAACAAAACGCCACACUAGCGUUAAAAAAUGUUGUUGUCAAUACGACGGACAAAAUAUACGUCACUGUUACGCCGAUCGGAGCAGUCAGUUCUGUCGCCGCUUUCUUCUUACCGCCGAAAUUCAUCGCUGAAAUUACCAGAAGAGAGCUACAGCCGCUGACACGCUCUACGAUACAGGGUGCUCUAGAUGCAUUACACGGUUUCGUUCAAGGAAACGACCAGAUAAGAGUGCAAUAAAUGUCUCAUCGUGAUUUUCUUGUCCUCACACUCAUAUGAAUACGCAUGUCCACAAAUCAGUUGUCCUCUUAUGUGACGCGCCGCUGGUGUUU